Molecule: messenger RNA, 5987 nt
Organism: Stegodyphus dumicola
Lineage: Eukaryota; Metazoa; Arthropoda; Arachnida; Araneae; Eresidae
Biological process (GO): calcium-mediated signaling; actin filament organization; neuron projection development
Cellular component (GO): postsynaptic density; dendrite; actin cytoskeleton
Molecular function (GO): actin filament binding
Source: RefSeq, a predicted model, not a curated record
AAGGAUGUUAGCAAAGACAAGCAUGAUCUACAAAGUACUAUAAACUCUCAAAAUGUGGAUAGUGAUCAGUCUGAGACUUGGUCUGUUCCUAAUUCUGUAACAGGUGAAAUAGAUGAAGAUGACCUUGGAAGUGAAAAUUGCUCACAAACAAUUGCAUUUCCUCCUGGUACUAAUGUUUUAUAUGAAGAUGUUAAUUAUCAUAUCUUACCUGAUGGUCAUUUUGUUACUGAAUUGCCUGCUUUGGAGGAGGAAAGUGAAGAUGAAGAUAUCUUUUGUCCUGUACCACCAAAAAAGAAGACAAAAGUCAGAUUUAAUUAUGAGCCCAUCAAGGUAUAUAGUACAUAUUCUGUGGAUGAUUAUGAUCGUCACAAUGAUGAUGUGGAUCCAGUAGCUGCUUCAGCUGAAUACGAGUUGGAGAAGCGUAUUGAAAAAAUGGAUGUUUUCCCAGUUGAUUUAGUGAAAGGUCCAGAAGGUUUGGGACUCAGUAUCAUUGGCAUGGGUGUUGGAGCAGAUGCUGGAUUAGAAAAGUUGGGCAUUUUUGUGAAAUCAAUUACUGUUUCUGGAGCCGCAUAUAAAGAUGGAAGAAUUGCAGUAAAUGACCAAAUCAUUGAAGUUGACCAGAAAUCACUUGUUGGAGUUACACAAGCUUAUGCUGCCUCAGUUCUGAGAAAUACAUCUGGUUUAGUGAGUUUUCUUAUUGGUCGUGAAAACAAUUCAGAGAAUAGUGAAAUAGCUCAGUUAAUAUCACAAUCAAUUCAAGCUGAUAAGGAACAACAAAAGUCAUGUAGCUAUCAGAGAGAAGAAGAUCAAAGUGGAGAUAGCUCUCACUUAUCUCAGGGUUCUACUCCUGAAGAGGGAGAAGAUGCGCCUACUGUAGAAGUUUUCGAUUUGACAAGUGGAAGUAGUGGAUCACUAUCUCCAGACACAGAUGUAGAAACUUUGCGUACCAAGCUAAAAGAGGUGCAAUACCGCAGUGCAGUUGCUGAAGCUGAUUUGCAACAGGCCAAAGAGAAGUUGCACUGUGUUGAAAAAAUGGAAGCAGAUCGUCAAAAAAUGUUGAAGAAAAUUGAAAGUUUACAGCAUCAAGUAAAUGAAAAAGAACUAUCUGUACAAAGUGCUAAGCAGCAAAUAGAAGAAUACAAGUUUAAAGUUAGUAAAGCCCAACAACAACUGCAUGAUUUAGAACGCAAAUACAGUAAAGCAAAGAAAAUCAUUAAGGAAUUUCAGAAACGAGAAAAAGACUAUAUCCAGCAAGAAGAUUUCCACUUACAGCAAAUGCAAGAAAAAGAUCAGGAAUACAAUGCAUUAGUGAAAAUACUGAAGGAUCGGGUAAUCUUGUUAGAGCAUACUUUAUCUGAAGUACAGAAAGCUGCUGGCCUACCCAUUGAACUGCCAUAUGAUGUUCAUCAACUUACCCCUGUUUUAAGGAAGAAAAAUGGAGUUCAAUCAGAUUCAAAGCUUGCUUUUAAACAAAUUGAGGUGGAUAUGUCUGAUGGCUCUGAUUCAGAGUUGGGAAGACGAACUCAAAGCCCGGAUGCUGCAAGCGAAGAUAGUGAGAAAAGGUCAACAGUUGAGCGUAAAAUUGUAAAAGAUGAACAUUUAAGCCAAUCACAUCCCCUUCCAGACUUGCUUGAGGCUAGUUCAGCAAGGUCAUUUGCUGAAAAUGAUGUAAAGAGUAAUGCUUCUAUGGAUAAUAAAGCAGUAGAGAAAGGUGCUAUUGCUGGUCUAGACAGUUCUAACUCUGAUGCUUCAUAUUUAAAAGGGAAGAUAGACAAUGGGUUUUCUAUGCCUCCUAGAUCAAUCUCAUUUGCAGAAGAGAUAAAAGUUGCUGUGUUAGAGUGGAACUCUAAAGUUGGAGGAUCGAGUGAAUCUGAUCUUACAAGAAGCCCUCAAAGUAUGGAUCAGGUUAUGUCUAAUGGCAGUUUGAUGGAGAAAUUCAUUGAUGACCAAGUUGUACCACCAAGUUAUCAGCAUGCUACUGGGGAGAAUUUUGGUUAUCCUAAUUGCAAUGCUCUUUCUCCUGUAGCUACAAAGGAAGAUAGUUCAUCAUCUCACAUUCCAUGUACACCUCCAGUUGAAAUUCCGCCUAAGAAAAGAAAUAUAAUUCAGACAGACAAUGCUAGAUUAUCUGCAAGUUUGGAUGGAUCUCGAGAAGAUUUGAUGAAGGAAACAAAAUCAGCUUUUCCUGCCAACAUAAAAUCUCAAAAACCAUCCAUUUUGCCACCUAGAGUUCCUGAGCGAAGCAGCAGUCGGGAUCGCCGUCCUAACAAUUGGCAAGGUCGACCUGUACACUUGUGGACAGCAACGCAAGUGGGCCAGUGGCUGAUGGUUCUGGGAAUGGAGCAGUAUAUUAAAAGUUUCCAGGCACAUGACAUAACUGGCAUUCACUUACUUAAUCUUGAUAGUGCUAAACUUAAGACCCUUGGUGUUAACAGCAGCAGUGAUAGGUCAGUAAUCAAGAAGAAACUGAAGGAAAUGAAAGCACUACUGGAAAAAGAAAGGAAAGCUCAUGAAAAAGAACAGAAAGCUCUUGAAAAGCUGCAAAAGAAAGCUGAAAAGGCUAGGAAAAAAUAAGUCAUUUUUUUAUUUUCAUAUUGUGUGUAAAACUGAAACAAAAUAUUUUUACUUCGCUGCCACUUCCUGAAAAGUGCCAAAAAUGUUCUCUUGAAUUAUUUGUACUCUCCUAUGUGAAUUGAAUUGCUCAUGAGGCUUUUACUUUACUGUUUUUAUGAACCUGUAGAGCUAUUUUAAUUUUUUGUUACAACUUGCCCAAUUAGUCAUAUUAGUUCUGUUGGAAAUUUUAUAAAUUAUUUAUAUUUUAGUAUUUAUAAAAAGUAUUUGUUAGGUUUUUAUCAUUUGCUAUCUCUUUAUUUGUAAAUAGCAAAAUGUGACGUGAAUUACUGAUAUAAAAAAUGACCAUUUUAUAACUCUUUUAUAUAUUUAUACGCCAAUGCUUGUGUAGGAUUAUACACUGAUAUAUAUGUUUGUGGUUUGUAUUUUUUUUAGUGAUAUUUAUGCAGUCAUUGGUCAGUUUUUAAGCAGUAUAGUAAUAGAACAUUGGUAACUGCUGCCUGUUAGGCAAAGGAAGUUUCUUGAAAGUAAUUUGCUGUUAAAUUACACAGUGAAAAGACACCAUAUUUAUGCAUUCACUGCCAUGGUACUCAAGUUUUGUAACUUAACUUUAAAUGUUCCUGCUUGUGGGUGGGAAAUUUUCUUUCCCCCCUUUUUUUCUGUAUUUCAUUAAAGUUUUCAGUUUUUAUUUUAAAUGUGCAAUCAAAUUUAAAUUUCUUGUAUUUUUGUAUAUUGAAAUAGCUCAAAAGGACAAAUUUAUUUCCAGACAGAUAUUAAAGCUUAAUAGAUUUUUAGCACUUUCGUAGUAAGGAAUUCAGAAGUUUGUGAGGAAUGUGUUACUGUAGUCUUUCAAAUUUAAAAGAAAUGUGUUACCAUGCUGUAUGAGAAUAAGCUGUUCUGCCAAAAUCAAAUACUUCAUCUAUUUGAAGAGAAACACAUGAAAGUAAAAUUUACAAUUAGGCAAAAAUGCAGCCUUAAAUUGACCUAAUUUUGAGUAAAACUUGAUUGAUAUUGAGCGUAAUAAAAUAUCAUCUUCAGGAGCAAGAAGGAUUUUUUAAAUCUGUGAUAAUUUUUUUUGCCUAAUUUUAAAUCUGUCUGUUCAUUUCAUUGUAUUUCUGCAAAAUGGGAAAGGCAAAAGAAAACAAAGGAAUCUAAGUUUAUUAUUUAAUUGUGAAGACAGAAGUAUGAUUUACCUUAAAAUAUAAGUUUGAAUUUUAGUUAUAGAUUUUUUUAAUAAAAUAUACUUUUAAAACUUGUCAAUCUAAUUCACUGUUUGCUUUUCAUGAAUGAUUGUAGAACUGCUUGUAAUGUAAUUUCAUAUCUAUCAUAUAUUAUUUGCUCUUCUGAGCAAGAAGUUGCAUUUUUUUUAAGUUUAUUUUUUAUAAUUCGUAUGUGUACAUUAACAAAAUGAUUUUGUGCUGUACAAUUCCUAAUGUAAGGUAGUAAUUACAAUUACCUUUUUGAGAAAUUAAAUUUAUUGCAAUUGAUAUGAUGCAUAUUAGAUAAGACUGGCACAUUUCUUCAUUACUUAUAUUAGGUGUUGUAUGGCAAUUUUUGUUUCAUAUGAACUUUUACAUCAUUAAUAGACUGCUCUGCUGAACAAUUAAGGUUUCCUGGUUUCAUCAGAAUAAAUUUUUACUAAUUUAUUGGAAUUAGUGUGGAAAGGAAAAUGGUUUAAAUUUUUAGAGUGCUUUUCAAAAAAUAGUAAAUGAAAUUAUUUAGUGUAUAUGUAAAUGCAGUAUGAAUUCUGCAAUCCUUGUGUAGUCAGUUAGUUCAAGGGAAAUGGGUGCUUUUUCUCUGUGUGCAUGGAUAAAUUAAUGUGGAAAACAGAGAUAAUAUAAGGUGUUUUAGAUCUUUUAGCUCUAAAGAAUAGCUGUAGACAUUGUCAAUUAUUUUAUUUUUACAAGGUAUUUACUGAAAUCACAUUGAAAUAAGUCAUCUUGUUAGAAUUAUGUGACAUAUAACUCCCCACAUACAAUAUUUUAAAAUUCAUUUCUACUUUACACUUGUGAGUUUCAUAGAAAUAUUAUUAUAACAUUUCAGUUUAAAUUGUGUACCUCUAUAUCUUGGUAUGUAUAGGGGGUAUGUAUAUAUACACUGAAGAGCCAAAACACUAUAACCACUUACUUGAAAACGCAUUUUGCAUCCUUUCAUGUGCAUAACAACUGCGACUCGUCCCGGCAUGGAUGCCUUAAGUUCUUGGCAGAUGACUGGAGAUAGGUUGUACCAAAUGUCUAAGCAGCAGUCACACAAAGUCUAUAUAUUCCAAUGGUGGUGUUUGAGCUCUGAGCUGCCAAUCCAUGACAUCCCAAAUGUGCUGUAUUGGUUUAAGAUCCAGCAAGUUAGCUGGCAAGGUAUUUAAUUGGAAUUCAUCGUCAUGCUUCUCAAACCACUCCAACACAAUCUGAGCUCUGUGACAAGGGACGUUGUCCUGCUGGAAGAUUCCAUUUAUAGUUAGGAAAACAGAUACAGUGCAAGGGUGGAGCUGAUCCACAGUUAUGUUGAGAUAGUCUGCAGCUUCCAUGGUCUGUUCUACCACAAGUAAGGGUCCCAGAAUUGCCCAUGAGAACAUCCCCCAAAUCAUACCACCACCACCAGCAAACAGUGCAUGACCUGCUGUACAGGGGAAAGCAACUGUUCACAGACAUGACUGUUGACAUGAUGAAUAAGAAAUUGUGAUUCAUCCGACCAGGCAACUGUCUUCCACUUAUCCAUUGUCCAGUUUUGAUGUUCCCGGGCCCAUUGUAGAUGUAGUUGACGAAUGAUGCUUGGUCAACAGAGGCACAUGAGUGGGACCUGUGCUGCGCAGUCCUAUAUUCAACAGUGUCCAAUGAACUGUGUGUUCCAAAACACGUGCACUUGGACCUGCAUUGUAUUGUGCUGUCAGCUGAGCCACUGUCUGGAGCCAAUUUUGCUGUUCCAAGCACGACAAUCUCAGACACCCUUUUUCUUUGAUGACAGGUUAACAUCUGACACUGACAUCUGUGGCUGGUUUCACUGUCAUGUAUCCACUUUGCAUAAAUACUAAUAAUGGCAGAUUGUGAACAAGCUACCAAUCAUGCAGUUUCAUAGAUGCACGUCCCGAGUCUUCCGGCAAUUACAAUCAAUUACAAUAUCAAAUUCGCUUAGAUUAGCAGCCUUUCCCUUCACUCGCAAAAGUAAGUGCAAGAAUAGUUCUUUACCUUCUGUAGCAGCAGUUUAGUACCAUUCCUACUUAAUAACAGGCCCUCCACAUCAGCCAGACAUGUUCAUUGAAAUAUAUGAGAGUAGUGAUAAUAUUUUGACUCAUCAGUGUGUAUACAUAUAUGUGUGUGUAUAAAUUGAAAUUAAAAGCAAAUUGAAGUCAUAUUUACAAACAAAAUUUUGAUAUGAGUGAAAACAUUUUUUAAAUGUAAAUAAUUUUGUAGUAAAAUUUA